Molecule: messenger RNA, 3973 nt
Organism: Cherax quadricarinatus
Lineage: Eukaryota; Metazoa; Arthropoda; Malacostraca; Decapoda; Parastacidae
Source: RefSeq, a predicted model, not a curated record
UGGUGCAAAAUGCGGAAGAAUCUGGAGCCACAGUUGUUGAGGUGUUGCAAUGAUGAACGAAAUGUGAAAUGUCCCAAGACUCAUAAAGAUAUUCAGAGGUUCCUUAAGGGUCCAGCACUGUGUCUUUACAAUGAUGGAACUUUUACUGAGGAUGACUGGACUGGUAUACGUAAACUUAGCGACAGCAUUAAGAAAAAUGAUCCUUUAAAAGUUGGGCAGUUUGGAUUAGGAUUCAAAUCAGUCUUUCACAUUACUGAUUUUGUAACAAUCAUCAGUGGUAACAAGGUGCUCUUUAUGGACCCAAGUGAACCAGAAAAUAAAAUGUGCCGCAUAAUUUCUCUCAAGAAAUUAACAAGCAUUUGCCCUCUUGAUGACUGUCUACGCUUAUGGAGUUGCUACAUCAGCACUCAGAACAUCACUGAUGGACAGUUUCCUGCUACACUCUUCUGGUUUCCACUCAGACAGAGCCCAUCAGAUAUCUCAAACACUAUUUAUACAUAUAAUCAUGUAAUAACAUUGUUUGAAUCAUUUAGCAUUGAAGCUUCUUUGUGUUUAACGUUUUUAAAAUCCAUCGAGAAAAUAUGUCUGAAGAGGAUCAAUAAGUGGAAUAAGAGUCCAGUAACAACCCAUGAAGUUAAAUUAAUUAGUCCAAUUAUGACUGAAGUUCAACAAAAGAGAAAAGUUUUUAAACAAAAGCUGGUAGAAUGCAAAGGGUGUCCAUCGCAAACAAUAACUUGUGAUUAUGAGGUGACUGUUGAGAGUGUGAGGUGCAAUCAGACAAAGCAGCAGAUGAUGCACAUCCUUCAUUACUUGCCAGGCUCAAGUGAUCCCAGUACAGUAACAUGGAGAGGAGAAGACAGUUGUAAACACAUGCCUCUAGUUGGAAUAGCUGCACCUGUUACAGCACACAGUGUAGCUUCACCCACUGCAACACACAGUGAUGAGACAUCCAUUACAACAGGCAGAACCACAUUAAAUACUGGGCAUAUAUUCUGUUUUCUACCAUUACCUUUAGAAACUGACAACAAGACGAAUCUUCCUGUUCAAAUCAAUGGUUUCUUUGCACUUGAUCAAAAUAGAAGACAUGUUAAGUGGAAAACUGAAGAGAAUAGCAUUGAACCUGAUGUAUUAUGGAAUGAAGAUCUGGUAUCCAGAGCUGUUGUUGAAGCAUACUUUACCUUCUUACAAAAUGUUCUUAGUGAUUUAAAAGAAAAGUCGUCACCUCAUCACCUGGAAACUUGGUAUGGUCUUCUUCCACACAUAGACUCUACAAAAGGAAGGUGGAAGAAGCUUGGUGUUGAACUGUGGUCAAGGUUAAAAUCCAUGCCUAUUUUAUACUCUGAUGUUAAAGAUUGCAUGAUGACACCAGAGGAUGUUCUAACAGAAGAGUCUCUAAAUGACUGGCCACAACAAGUGUCUAAUACUGUUAGAAGUUUCCUUAGAGAACAUGGAUUCCCUGUUGCUUCAGUGCCUGAACCUCUCCUCAGUUCUCUCCAUUAUCUUGGUAAGUUUAGUUAUAUGUGCAACAUUUUUUUCUAAUACUUUCACUCGAUAAAAUACUUAGAUAAAACACUGUUCUCAUUCAAUGUAUACCUCAGAGUUGUAGAGAUAAUGCUCACAUACAUCUCUGCAUAAUUCAUAGAACCCUCAAGUUUGCUGUGAUUGGCAAAUUUUGGUUGACAAGACAGAAUGGGUUUGUACAGUGAUCAUGAGCAGUAUGAAGAAAAUCCUGUCAAUGCUGUGUAUGAUGAAAAUAACUAACGUCUGACCUUGUAUUUUGAUUAAAAGAGGGACUUCUGGGCAUUGUCUACGGUUUUUUUUCUUAAUUUUAUUGGCUGUUUCUUGGUAUUAGUAGGUAGAUCAGAAGACAUACUAGUGGAAAUAAAGAAUAUUGUGGUUAGUUUCAGAUGAAAGUGGCCUGAAAUGGACCUCAAAAUGGCAGAAAUUGAUCACCCAUUUAUUACUGAGUGGCUUGUAUACGGGGUUUCAGUGCAUAAUUUUUGUAUGCCCCUUACCAAGAUGCGGUUCCAUGAUUUUCUUCUGGAACUAAUUCUAUGGCAAACGUGAUAUGUGUGCAAGGGAUGGGGUUCAUCUCUCUGGGGCUGGAGUGGUUGCAUUAGCCACAUCGAUUGAGAGGGCCAUUGAUGACUUGUCUAGGACUUUAAACUGAUAGAUUAUAGAGGAUACCUCUGAGAUAUGUUUAAAAGACAAUAUUCAAAAUAAAAUUCCUAAUAAAGGCAAAGGAACUGAUCAACAAACAAAGAGAGAUAGUAGAGGGCAACGAGUGACUAGCUCCCUUAAGGUUUACUAUACAAAUAGUAGGAGUCUAAGAAAUAAGAUAGAUGAGCUAAGAUUACUCGCAAGUGCAGGUAAUAUAGGUAUUAUUGCUAUAACUGAAACCUGGUUCAACUUGAAGGAUAGAGAAAUGCCUUCUGAAUGCAACAUAAAGGGCUAUGAACUAUUCCACACUGAUAGGGCCAAUAGGAAGGGUGUUGGAGUGGCAAUGUAUGUUAGAGAUAAUUUAAAUUGUUAUGAUAGACAUUAUAUAAGAUUAGAAACAUCGGACACAAAAUCUAUUUGGCUACAGUUUCUCGAGGGGUAUGAAAAAUUAAUUUUGGGUGUGAUAUAUAGGCCCCCAAACCUUGAUAGAGAGUGAAGUAAGUUGCUAUGGGACGAAAUUCAUAAGGCAUCUAGAUAUGAAAAUGUUGUGAUAUUGGGAGAUUUUAACGUUAGACAAAUUGAUUGAAACAAUUUGACAGGAAAUCUUCAGCCUAGUGAUAUUCUUGAUACAGUUCAGGGAUGCUUUUUAAAACAGUUUGUGACUGAACCAACUAGAGGAAACAAUUUGCUUGACGUGGUUCUUGCCAACAAAUAUUCAUUAAUUAAUAAUUAUGAAAUUACCCAGUAAACUGCAAUUAAGUCUCUGUCCCAGACUUCCGCUUGGCGUAUUUCAUGGGACUGAAAAAUUACCUGGGUGGGCUAAAUUGGGAUUUCCUGACUAUGGAUCAGGUAGCUGGUGUUGGGUGUCAAUAUGACGUUUUUCAGAGCAUGCUUCAAGCUGCUCAGUCAGCUUUUGUUCCGAGUAGGGAAAUUAGAUCCAACAAAAAUUAUCCCAAAUGGAUGAACAAUAGAUUAAAAUAUUUCAUUAGUCAAAAGAGAGGCAUUUUUAGAGAUAUCAAAAGAGGGGAUGGGCAGUUAAGAAAUCAAUAUAUUCAAUUAAAGAGAGUAAUAAAAAAAAGAAUAAGACAAGCAAAAAGGGAUGAUGAGGCUAAGGUCGCAAGGGAUUCGAAGACUAGCCCAAAGGGUUUUUUCAGGUAUACAGAAGUAAGAUUAGAGACAAGAUAGGCCCACUUAAGAGUAGCUCAGGUCAGAUCACUGACAAUGAUAGGGAUAUGUGUGAAAUUUUCAAUUCUUACUUCCUCUCAGUUUUUAUUAGGAAAAUACUAACGAAAUUCCAGAAAUAAUAAAUUACGUAGAACAGGACGAUAAUAAACUAUGCACGAUUGCAGUAACCUAACAAAUCCCCAGGCCAUGAUGCAUUGUUUGCAAGGGUUUUGAAGGAAUGUAAAGAGGGGCAUAACAAACCUUUGGCUAAUCUUUUCAACAUAUCACUGCAAACUGGCAUAGUGCCUGACAAGUGGAAAAUGGCAAAUGUAAUACCUAUUUACAAGGUAGGUGACAGCUCCUUAGCUUCGAACUAUAGACCAAUAAGCCUUACCUCCAUAGAGGUAAAAUUUAUGGAAUCAAUAAUUGCAGAGGCAAUUUGUAGCCAUCUUGAUAGGCAUAAAUUGAUAAAUGAAUUUCAACACGGUUUUACUAAGUGGUGUUCCUGUCUUACGAAUUGACUAACUUUUUUUGCUAAGGUGUUUGAGGAGGUAGAUCAUGGUAAUGAAUAUAAUAUUGUGUAUAUGGACUUCAGUAAGGCUUUCGAUAGACUUCCACAUCAGAGACUUUUGAGGAAACUUAAGGCACA